UCCAUGUCUCCUCAAAGAGAGAGAGAGAGAGAGAGAGAGGUGGUUUUUGGGCCACAUGGCUUGGUUGUCAGUGAGAGUGUGUACUGCAACAGACAGACACACAGAGAGCCAAAGUGUGGUCGUGUACCUAAGAACUUCAAGCUUGACCAUCGGAAGACAGACAAAUUGACUGAACCGGAUUAUAUUGGAUUAUUACAUGAUAUCACAUACUGGGAUUGAGAAUUUAUACUGUACUGUACCGUCCAAGUGAAGAAAAGCUCUGACAGAGACUGAAAGUGUCCUCAAAAGAGGAAAAGGUUGGCCGGCUCUUUUGAAUUCAGCAGUUGGAUGUAAAUACUGGAUUUUAUGAAUAUCCAGCAUUCAAAGACUCAAGAAAUACAUUUAUUAUGUGUCAAUCUUGUAAGGAUUCAAAUAUAUAUCAGAGGACUGAAGAAAUAUAUAUGGACACAAGAAAUAUAUGGACUCAGGAAGAUAUUCUGCCUACACAAGAGUGUGUCCUUAUGAUGUGUAUGCACAGUGGACCAAGCUUCUCUAUACAUGUGUGAUCCAGAGAGUUUCACCCACGAGGGACGGCUGCGUUUUGACGUGUUUUCUUUGUGACAUACCGUGAGUCACCGACACAUAAAUAGAGACCCAGAAAAUACCCAGAGUCCCUAGCGUCCCGGCACAAACAGCAGAGCGAGAAGCAACCACGCAUGCUCACGCACAAACACACCAGGUUCACGAGUCGAUACAUUCAAGACUUGCUUUGUGUUGUCACGUUUUCCACUUCAUCCUACUCCAGUAUUGGACAGACACCCCCUUACCCCACGACCUCUGAACCCUGACUCCUGACUAUGAACCCUCAGGGGGGUCAGUACCUCAACAAGACGGCGGUCUUCUCCUCGCUUGGCGCCGCCCGCCUCUCCCAGCUGGCCCUGGGCUGCUCGGUGGUUGCCAUGGUGAGCCACAGUGCGGGCUACAGCGGUGGGUCGUACGGCGUGUUCUGCAUGGCGGUGUGGUGCGCGUGCUUCGGCAUGACGACUGUGAUGUUCUUCCUGGACGCCACCCGUCUCCACGCCUGUCUGCCCAUCUCCUGGGAUAACCUGACGGUGGCAUUCGCCGCCCUGGCGACCCUCAUGUAUGUGACAGCCUCGGUGGUUUACCCAGUCUACUUUGUCAGAGCGGAGUGCCCCUACGCAGGCUGUGAGGUCCGGAACUUCCGCAUCGCCGUCACUGUCUGCUCCAUCGCCGGCUCCCUGGCCUACGGCGCCGAGGUGAUCCUCUCACGGGCCAAACCAGGCCGGGUCGUGGGCUACAUGGCAACCGUCUCCGGCCUCCUCAAGGUCGUCCAGGGCUUCGUGGCGUGCAUUAUCUUCGGAGCGCUGGCGAACGGGACCGAGUAUUCUCGUCACGUAGCGACGAUUUACUGCGUGGUCGUCUACGCCGUCUGCUUCGCCAUGACGACCGUCGUGGUUAUAUUGACCGUGUCCGGUCGCACCGGGUGUUUGAAGUUACCGUUCGACCGGUUUGUUGUUGUUUACACGCUCUUGGCGGUUCUUCUCUACCUCAGCGCCUCCGUCGUCUGGCCCGUGUUCUGCUUCGACAGGAAGUACGGAUCGCCAGAGCGCCCGUCGUCAUGCCCGCGGGGCCGGUGUCCGUGGGAUAGUAAGGUGGUCGUGGCGGUGUUUAGCUUCGUCAACCUGGCGCUGUACGUCGCCGACCUGGUGUACUCACAACGGAUACGUUUCGUAACCCAGCAACCACGGGUGUAGAACAGAACGGAACGGAACGAAGCGGAACCAAAUGAUACGGAACAGAAUAGAAUGGGAUAAAACUUUAUUGUACACCCAGAAGUGAACAUUCACACAAAGACAAUAUGCUUUGUCUUCCACCACCAACCACUGGUGAGGACUAGAAUAGGAGAGUAGGUAGAGCUAACUGUUGAGUCAAAGAGUAAGCGACAUCGACUUUUCAUCAAUCAAUCAAUCAAUCAAAUGUAUUUAUAGAGCCAUUUUUACAUCAGCAGAUGUCACAAAGUGCUGUACAGAAACUCAGCCUAAAACCCCAAACAGCAAGCAAUGCAGAUGUAGAAGCACGGUGGCUAGGAAAAACUCCCUAGAAAGGCAGGAACCUAGGAAGAAACCUAGAGAGGAACCAGGCUCUGAGGUGUGGCCAGUCCUCUUCUGGCUGUACCGGGUGGAGAUUAUAACAGUGCAAGGCCAUUAAGGCUUUUGAUUGAGUGUACAUCACCUACUUGUAUGAAUGUGUCACCCUCUUUUAAUGAAGGGCUUAUAUCUCACAACCAUGUAACCAUUGAGAUAUAAAGUAUUCUUAUUCAGUCUUUAUGCACAUAACAGCCAGCUAACCCUGCUACGACACCCCAUUAGGGUGACACUCAGUAACUGACCCCUCUCACACCACUCUAGAUAUGAUGGGGGAUGGAUGACAUCACUAAACAUGACAUCACUGACUAACACAAUCCCUCUCCUCUCCUUGUCCCAUCCUCUGACUAGCCUGACACACUCUACCAGACCACAUCAUUGGCAUCUCUAGCUAAAUCCCUAUUAUGCUGGCCUCCUCCCCAACUCCCUGCCCCUCCAGCCCAGACUACCACCACACCCUGGGGUGGAAGUUGGGAGAGAGGAGCUCUACUUCU
Molecule: messenger RNA, 2638 nt
Organism: Salmo salar (Atlantic salmon)
Lineage: Eukaryota; Metazoa; Chordata; Actinopteri; Salmoniformes; Salmonidae
Product: myeloid-associated differentiation marker-like protein 2
Cellular component (GO): membrane
Source: RefSeq, a predicted model, not a curated record